Penicillium digitatum Pd1 is the source of this 1284-nucleotide messenger RNA. The record is from RefSeq and is a predicted model, not a curated record. Lineage: Eukaryota; Fungi; Ascomycota; Eurotiomycetes; Eurotiales; Aspergillaceae.
AUGGCGUCUCCCGCGCAGAAGCGCGCCAACGUCGUAGUAUCCAGGCUCAUUCCACCUGUGCUACUCGGCGCAGUGAUAUACGCUUCCUACGCAGUCACGAAACCGUUAUGCAUUGACUAUCUAAUCCACCCGUUAUCCUCCUAUAACAAAACCCCCCGAGUUGGCGCUGGCGCCGCGAUCAUCGCGAUCUAUUACGUCCUUCUAUUUCCCAUGGUCGUUUCAUACACGCAUCUUUAUUAUCAAGUCCUGUGGAAUCCCGGAUACCUUCCCCUCGGUGAACAAAAAGUGGCGGAUGAUGAGAAUGCAAAGCAAUCGAAGCGCCGUCGUGGGAAGAAAAGCACGUGCAAAUCCGACCCCGAGAAGACAGACCAGGCGGACACAGAUGUGGAGAGAGGCUCAGUCUCAACUGCUGUAGACACGGCAGUCCAAUUAGGUAUUGGGUUGGAGAGCUUCUAUACAAAAGAUGUUUUUGUCUGCCAGGCAGACGGCCGGCCCCCAUGGUGCACUACCUGCAGUCAGUACAAGACAGACAGGGCGCACCACUGCUGCGAGCUGGGUCGGGUUGGAGGUGUGGUGUCCGAGACAUCGUUCAAAUUCUUCAUUCAAUUUGUUGCUUAUACCAGCAUAUUCUGUGCCUUUGUACUCAUCGUGUGUGCUUAUUUCACAGCGGAGAUUCGACGCCAGACCGGAGGAGUAAACCCCCAUUGGUGUGUCUGCAUUGGACUGAGCAGUUUUUUCGCAUUUUUUGCCGCCGGAAUGACCCUGAGCUCAGUCCAAAUGGCCAUCUUCAAUAUCACAACGAUCGAAAACCUAAACCGACGCACCGCCGUCUGGACCCUCGCCAUCCGUGUCCCAGAACACCUCCUCGAGAGACUCUGGGUAGUAGAGUCCCCUUGGGCCCCGACAUUCCGCAUGGUCUCCUACCCACUACCAGCACCGACGUCUUCAACCAAACCGCAAACAACAAACCUUUCCCCAGACGAAGACCGGCACGUCUUUGCUAUCAUCCAAACUCUGCCGGGCGAGAAUCCCUUCGAUCUAGGCAGCCCAUUGAAAAAUCUCCAGCAGGUCAUGGGAUACAAUGUAUUUGAUUGGCUACUGCCGAUCAAGAAGAGCCCAUGCGCCGACCACAACAGCAUGGAAAGUCAUUUUGCCCUGGGACCCGUGGUGACCCGCUUGCGGCUGGAGGCUGGACUGAUUCCGCCGCUCGAGAAUGGGGCUGCUGUUCCGCAGUCUUCACAUUCGGGGCGCAGCCACCGGGAAAAAUCUCCUAGCUAUGAAUAG